Molecule: messenger RNA, 5473 nt
Organism: Carassius auratus (goldfish)
Lineage: Eukaryota; Metazoa; Chordata; Actinopteri; Cypriniformes; Cyprinidae
Product: integrin alpha-9-like
Biological process (GO): cell-cell adhesion; cell adhesion mediated by integrin; integrin-mediated signaling pathway
Cellular component (GO): integrin complex; external side of plasma membrane
Molecular function (GO): integrin binding
Source: RefSeq, a predicted model, not a curated record
AACUCCAGAGACGCUGCAGAAGAGAAGAAGAGCCAUGCAAUGAGCGCGCUAUCCUGACCCAAGCCUCCGAUCCACAAACUCAAACCCUGUUUGCAUGCGUUUAAUCCACACAUUUAAGAAAAGGAAGCAGUGUACUCCUAUAAAUGUAGUUUUUCCAUUACUCUAUAGAAAGAUUUAAUAGCUUUUAUAAAGUUCUCCUCGGGUUGACUUCAGCACUGAGGAUGCGCAACAGAAUGACGGGAUUUUCUACACGGAAAAGAAGCGCUUUGGAUGGUUUUGUGUGUUUGUGUUUAAUUUCUUUGGCGUAUUCCUUCAACCUUGACUUACACCAUCCCGUGCUGUUUCGAGGACCAGAGGCGACGUUUUUUGGAUAUUCGGUCCUGGAGCACGUCCAUGACAACACACGCUGGAUUGUGGUUGGGGCUCCCAGAGCAAACUCAUCAUUCAGCAGUUCGGUUCAAUCUCCUGGAGCUGUGUACAAGUGCCGAAUCCACAACAACCCAGAGCAACGCUGCACUGAGAUGGACCUCGGCAGAGGAAAUAAGCAAAGGGAGUCCUGCGGGAAGACGUGUCAAGGCGACAGGAAUGAUGAGUGGAUGGGGGUCAGUCUGGCUCGACAGGACAAACCUAACGGCAAAAUUCUGGCCUGUGCUCACCGCUGGAAGAAUGUGUACUACGAAUCGGAGCAUAUCCUUCCUCACGGAUACUGCUCCGUCAUUCCAGCUACUCUACAGGGCAAGUCACAGCCUCUCAUACCGUGUUAUGAAGACCAUAAGAAGACCUAUGGGGAAGAGCACGGCUCGUGCCAAGCCGGGAUCGCAGGCGUUUUCACUGAGGAGCUGGUUAUCAUGGGUGCGCCUGGUUCUUAUUACUGGACCGGAACGGUCAAAGUGUUUAACAUGACAUCCAAUACUCACUACAACCUAAAUCAAGACAACCUGAGUCCUCCCAGAUACAGCUACCUCGGGUAUGCUGUGACAGCUGGUCACUUCUCCUCCCCGAAUACCACAGACGUGGCGGCUGGUGCUCCUCAAGACAGUGGUGGUGGAAAAGUUUACAUCUUCAGAAUCGAAGGAACGUCUCUUGUGAAGACCUUUCAAGCCUCAGGGAAAAUGAUGGGCUCUUACUUUGGCUCCUCAUUGUGUGCAGUUGACCUAAACGCGGACGGACUGUCGGACUUGCUGGUGGGAGCACCCAUGCACAGCGAGAUCCGGGAUGAAGGCCAGGUUUCUGUUUACCUCAGCAGUGGCAAUGGAGUGAUGGAGGAAGUCGCUAUACUGAAUGGUGAUAAUGCAUACAAUGCUCAUUUUGGAGAGUGUAUCACAUCUCUUGGGGACAUUGAUGACGAUGGCUACCAAGAUGUAGCGAUUGGAGCCCCCAAGGAGGAUGACUAUGGAGGUGCUGUCUACAUCUACCAUGGUGAUGCUACAGGAAUAGUUAACAAGUACUCAAUGAGAUUGUCCGGGCGAAGCAUCAACCCAUCCCUUCAAAUGUUCGGCCAGUCAAUUUCCGGCAAUGUAGACAUGGAUGGAAACGGAUAUCCAGAUGUGACGAUAGGGGCGUUCAUGGCUGACAGUGUGGUUUUGUUUAGAUCCAGGCCGGUGAUCUCUGUGGACGUCUCCAUCCUCCUGCCCGUGUCCAUUAACAUCACAGUACCACAGUGUCACGAAGGCCCUCAGCAUCUCAACUGCUUCAACGUCACCAUCUGCAUGAGCUUUCGAGGAAAACACAUUCCCGGCCACAUAGAGCUGCUGUACAAUCUAACCGCAGACUCAGAUAAGAGACACAGAGGUCUGCCGCCGCGGGUGUAUUUUGGAAACGGUGGCGAGCAGACAGUGGCUGUAAGUCAGCGUUUCAGCCUGGAGAUCAACCGACAGCAGUGCCAUCACUACACGUCCUUCGUGAGGAAAGAAGUGAAGGAUGUGUUUGCCGCCAUCGUGUUCGAAGCAGCCUACAGUUUAGGAAAACACAUUGUGGACGAACACCAGGACCGCGAGCUUCCCUCGCUCACUCCUAUUCUACGCUGGAAAAAAGGAGAGAAGAUCGCUGCAAAGAAUGAGACGUGGUUUGAGAAGAACUGUCUGUCAGAGGACUGCGCCGCUGACCUGAGGCUUCAUGGGAAACUGCUGCUUUCUGGGCGUUACAUCAGUUCUCAUCUGGCUCUCGGUGGAGUGAGAAACGUGUCUUUAAAUUUAACCAUCUCUAACGCUGGAGACGACGCCUACGACACCAACAUCUACUUCAACUUCUCCAGAGAGGUUCACUACAUCAACUUCUUACAAAGAGAUGAGAAGGGCAUUUCCUGUAUGCUGGUAGAGCUGGACUUCCUCAAGUGCAGCAUUGGAUUUCCUUUUAUGAGAGCACAAACCAAGUACCAUCUAUCGGUGCUUUUCGACACAAGUCGUCUGUCUGGUGAAAAUGAGACGCUGCUAUUUUUAGUUCAUGCAAGAAGUGCCAAUCCAGAACAUGAUAGCACACUUCACGAUAACACAUUGGAGUUGUCCAUACCGCUGGUACAUGAGGUGGACACAGCAAUCACAGGUGUGGUCUCCCCUACAUCAUUUGUGUAUGGAAACUCAGUGGAGCGAUCGCACUUUGUUCAGCUGGACGACAUGGAGUGCAGCUUUCAGCCGCUCAACUUCACCUUUCAGGUGAUAAACAAUGGGCCCAGCAGACUUCCAGGCUCCACGGUAAACAUCAGGAUACCCAACCGCAUGGCUGGUAACGGAGCAGAUAUGUUCCAUAUCAUUGACACACAAGUAUCAGAAGGUCGAGGGAACUGCACGUGGCAAAGAAACCCCAAACCCUGCACAGUCCCUCAGGACAAGGAGAGCAUCUUCCACACCAUUUUUGCUUUCUUCACCAAAUCUGGCAGAAAAGUUCUGGACUGUGACCGGCCUGGCAGAGCGUGUCUAACUAUUUCCUGCAGUCUGAGCUCUCAGGCUAAAGAAGAAGCCACGAGUAUAGAUGUGCAAAUGCUACUGAACACUGAAAUACUACAGAGGGACAGCUCCUCUGUGAUCCAGUUUGUGACACGAGGUCACGUCCUGCUGGACGACAGGGCCGUGGAGGUCUCGACCGGCCUUCCAGAGGACACUUCUCUGGUGUUCGAGGCUCUUCACAGUCAGGAGCCCAGGGGUUACGUGGUGGGAUGGAUCAUCGCCAUCAGCCUCCUCGUGGGAAUCCUCCUCUUCCUGCUGCUGGCCGUGCUGCUCUGGAAGAUGGGAUUCUUCAGGAGGCAUUACAGAGAGAUCAUAGAGGCCGAAAAGAACAGGAAGGACAGCGAUGAAAGCUGGGAUUGGGUCCAGAAGAGCCAGGAGAGCUUGGACUCGGUUCAGAAAAUCCAAUAAGCUGCUACCUUCACCACAGCUCUUUCCUAAAACCCAGAGCCUCCAGCCUUCCAUAUGUGGAAGAACAGAAUAUUCUCCAGAUUUUUCGGAGGUUUGACACUUUUUUUUGUAGUUGAUGGUGAUCUAGCUGAUGUUCGACCGUGUGGCCCGCCAGAAGAGACUCGCAGUGGAAUCCCAUUGAUCCCAAUGGGACAGGCCUCCUGCCAGUGGGUCUAAAGAGACGGAAAGAGAGACUUCCUGGAACGAAUGUGGAUAUCGUGUCAAUACUAGCAGACAAUUACAACCCUCAGGGCGCUGUUAAAAAGCAAAAAUCUAUUUUUUAUAAAAUGUAUUCCAUACUGUAUAGAAGAGAGCUUCAAGAGUUGUUUUUAAAGCACUGAUGACUGACACACGCCGAAGAGUUGAUGUUAUUCCUUCACCUCAGUUUUCAGAUGAACCUUGAAGAUGGAUUGUACCUCUUUAUCCCCUCAAGAUUUUAACUUACAAAGAAUCGAAGCAAAAGUUUGUGUCUUUCAUUCAGACAACUCAUGAAUUAUUAAAUGUUGCAUGAACAAAUGAGAAUGACAAAAGAUGCAAACCAAACAAAGCUGUUAUUGCUCAAGUUGUUAAAGGAAUAGUGAAAAUUUGCUGAAAAUGUGCUCACCCUGAGGCCAUCCAAGAUGUAGAUGAAUUUGUUUCUUCAUCAGAUUUGGAGAAAUUUAGCAUUUCAUCACUUACACACCAAUGGAUGCUCUGCAGUGAAUGGGUGCCAUCAAAAUGAGAGACCAAACAGAUUAUAAAAACAUCACAAUAAUGCACACAACUCCAUUAAAAGUUAAAAUGCCUUGAUGCAAUUUGGCGUGGUUUGGAUUAUUGUGAUUUUUAUUUUUUUUGGGACUCAUUCUGACGGCACCCAUUCACUGCAUAGCAAAGUGAUGCAAUGCUACAUUUCUCCAAAUCUGUUCUGAUUAAGAAACAAACUCCUCUACAUCUUGGAUGGCCUGAGGAUGAGUAUUUUCAGCCAAUUUUCAUUCGACUUCAGUUCAGCUUUACUUAAAACAGAAAGAGAGAACCUUAUAAGUUCUCAGCUCAAACCUGUUUAGUUAAAUAUAAGUGAAAUUCACAAGCUUAGAGUAUUAUUUGUACUGCACUGGAUUUUAACUCCACUGAAAGAAAGAUGCAUGUUAUUCAAAAGGAAAAGAUUUUGUUUUUAUAGUCUUUCACCAAAUAUAUUAACUUUCUCUUGACUAAAUCCUAUUUCACACAGAAAUGCUGAAAUCAUAUGUUGACUUCUGGUUGUCUAAAAUCUCAAAAUAAAAGCUAUUUUAUGAAACAUUAUGUAAGGGACACAUUCCAAGUAACGAAGUACAAUUCUACUGUAAGUAUAAAAACCCGUCUUACAGCAUGUUGUUAUUUUUUAACAGUAUACAUGACACCAUACCCCACCUUUCCUGCUUUUUUAACAAAUCCAAUAAGUUUCAUGAAGUUCAGACUGCACAGGCCCAGGUUUGCAGGACCUGAAGUGUGUAAUGGCCUAAAAAUAGGUGGGAAUGUGCAGUACCUCAUCACUGGGCACAAACUUUUGUCAACAUUUUGGAGUUCACUCAAGAGCAUAGCAUGAGCUGUUUACAGUCAGAUUUCACAUCCAUUCAGCCUUUAACUGCUCGAACAGAAACAGCACAGAACCUAAAUGUUUAAUCGAGUUUUCAGUAUAGAGCAUCUGGAAAAAAUAAUAACUUCAUUCAAUGAACUUGGUUGCUUGUUUUUUGCAUUUUCCUCUCAUUGUAGAAGCUUCAUGUGAAAGAAACCAUUUAUUUGGGUAUUAGAUGAUCUCUGGAAGAUUCUCCAAAACAAAUAUAGGCCUAUCUCUUAUUAUUUGAUCACUGACAAAACCACAUCUGCAUUUCAUUUCCGGCCCAACACCAGGUUCUUGCAUAGGUGUGUUUGAGAGACACAUACUUGACUUUGUACAUGUGUAUCCUAACUGUGAGUGUUGUUGCCAUUAUCACCUAUUUUGAGGAUUUUAGAAUAAACUACUGUCACUGUUUUAUAGAUGUAUUGAGAAAUAUGUUUGUUGUACAAGCUCGAGCUAUGUAUUUAUCUACUGAAACUGCUUUUUUAAAAUUAAAAAAAUCACAAACAGA